CGCCGUCCCCCCGCGAUGGCGGCGUUCGCGCGGCGCAAGGCGCAGCAGCUCGCGCGUCCCGACCCCAGCCGGAAGCGCGCGCUGGACGCGCGAGCCGCGGAGCUCGUGCGGCUCCUGAACGCGCGCGAGCGCUUCUGCACCACGAGCUCGUGUGACGGGAGGGUCACGGUGACGGACACGGACGGCACGGGGACCCAGAAGGAGAACUGCACCUGGCUCCUGGUAACGCAUGACCCGUGUGUCAAAGGUGAUGUGAUGACAGCACUAGAGAAAGCCACUGGUGAUGUUGUGUUCAAGUUUGAACCGUUUGUUCUUCACGUGCUGUGUCGGGAGCUGCAGGACGCACAGCUGCUGCAUUCAGUGGCUAUUGACUCUGGGUUCAGGAACUCUGGUAUUACAGUUGGCAGAGGAGGAAAAAUUACGAUGGCUGUGCGGAGCACUCACUGCUUAGAAGUUCCGUUGAGCCGCAAAGGGAGAUUGAUGGUCUCUGAAGAAUAUAUUGAAUUUCUGGUACAUGUAGCCAAUCAGAAAAUGGAAGAGAACAUAAGGAGGAUUGACAGGUUCCACAAAGGCUUGGAGCUGGCUCUGGAAGCUGCAGACACCCUGUUUCCCAAGGGGGCAGAGAAGAGCCGGUCUGUGUACGUGCGCAGGAGAAAGAGACGGACUGCUCAGGAGCAGGCUGAUCCCAGCAGAGAGCUGGAACCCCAGGAUGACACUGAAAGCACUCUUGAUCUGUUUGCUGAAAUCAUGAUAUAGACUAAGACAUUUGAAAGCAAAUGGUGAACUGAAAAAUGAUUGUAAAGCUCCUUCUAAGAGGUUUAUAUACUCCUAUGCUCCAGGUAGUAAUACUUCCAUGGACAUUGACCAGAAAAAAAGGUAAUUAACAGAAUAGCAAGCAGGUGUAAUUACAGGACACAGAGAACAAAGCUGUAGGAUGUUUUGGGAGUUUUUUAGGUGUACUGUUGAAUUAACAAUGUGGUACUCCAUCAGUUAUCCCAGAAAUAACUGGUUUGCUGCAGCCUCAUGCCGUGUUCUCUGUGGCAGCAUUUCACUUCCAGCUCCCUGGGUUUUGCAGAGCCAGCUGGCUCUGUGGGUUUCUCCUUCAGGGAGGGGAAGAGGUGCUGCGGACAAACACUGAAGACUGAAGACAAUCCACUGAAGACAGCCAAUACCUGAGGUGGAAAUUCCACAGAAACCUUCCAAAGCAGCGCUGCGUGCACCGGUCUCAGACCUCCUGUGCGUUUGGGCAGACUGGUUAAAGUAUGACUCAACCCAGGGGCAUAAUUUCUAGCAGUGCAGAGCUGCUGGCCAGGAGCUGUGUGAACAGCACUGGAGUCCCACGGCCCCUGGGGCAGCAGGCAGGUGGUGGGAGCAGCCAAGGCUCCCACAGUGGGGACAUGGCUUCUGCCACAGGCAUCACUGGAGCAUUGUUGGGAUGCUGGCUUGUGUCACACCUUUGCAGUCACUGUUUGCCACAGACCUUCCUCACCACUCUGAGGCUCAGCUGCCUGUCUGGGCUGAAAUGAAACCUCAGGGUUUCCAUCAGCAAAAAGCAACAUCUGCCUCCAUGCAGAGGGUCCUCCCCAACCCUCUUUAAGGGCUGCUGCCUUAGCAGAGCCCUGGAGAGCCUCUGUUGCCAUCCCUGCUGCUGGGAGUCCGCUAUUCCUGCAGAUCCCUCUUCUCCAUCUGGGGGCACAUCUCGCACACAGAGGAGGUAGUUGUUGCUUGUGGAUUUCAGGCAGUUUGUUCAGAAUAGUCUGAACCCUCCUCUGCAUCUGACAUUUCUUAAAAUGUCUGGUGCUGCUCUGUUGGACGUGGCUCGAGGGACUGAACACCAGCACCGACCACAGGCCGUGCCCACAGACCCUGCAACCGCCCAGCCCUCGCCCCGUGUAACAGCACUACAGUAUUUGCAUUCUGAGGAAUACAGUUUGCCAGAAACUGAUGUGUUCCUCUGAAAAAUGAUAAAAAAUUCAGGAAGACUUUUUGGCAUCUUAACAUAAAAAUGUUACCCUAA
Messenger RNA from Hirundo rustica (Barn swallow), 2017 nucleotides. It is a transcript of the gene TYW3, whose product is annotated as tRNA-yW synthesizing protein 3 homolog. The transcript has 6 exons. Lineage: Eukaryota; Metazoa; Chordata; Aves; Passeriformes; Hirundinidae. The record is from RefSeq and is a predicted model, not a curated record. Gene Ontology annotation, cellular component: cytoplasm. Gene Ontology annotation, biological process: tRNA methylation. Gene Ontology annotation, molecular function: tRNA methyltransferase activity. Bases 16 to 756 code for a protein of 246 amino acids.